ACAAUGACGUAAGUGUUUGCCUUAAGAUGAGACAGCAGAGCGAAACUUGGUUGACGUAGCCCAGCAACAUCGUAUCAAAGUUGAUUAGCUGUCAUUUUGGCUAAUUCGGGACCUAUUUUAUCUUAACGAUUACUUAAUAUAUAACCGUCGACAGGAGGAAAUAUAUUGUAUAUUUUUAUUUUUGGCUUCUGAGAGUCUUUAACGCAUGAAGCGCUCGUGAUCAACUGAUGCGUCUCAUAAACAAAGUUUCUUUGACGUCGUAGUAAAUAUAAUAGCACCUUGUGGUUCUCUAGAAGAGCAUAACGUCGUUAUAUCUGAAAACACGGACUUGUUAAUAAGCUGGUAAGAAGAUUAAAGCCAUGACGGGUAGAGAGGACGAGUAUGACUAUCUCUUUAAAGUGGUUCUGAUCGGCGACUCCGGUGUGGGCAAGAGUAACCUGCUCUCUCGCUUCACCCGCAAUGAGUUCAACCUGGAGAGCAAGAGCACCAUCGGGGUGGAGUUUGCCACACGCAGCAUCCAUGUGGAGGGCAAGAACGUCAAGGCCCAGAUCUGGGAUACGGCUGGACAGGAGAGAUACAGGGCCAUCACAUCAGCGUAUUACAGAGGUGCCGUAGGAGCCCUGCUGGUGUAUGACAUUGCCAAGCAUCUGACCUAUGAGAACGCCGAGCGCUGGCUGACAGAGCUGCAGGAUCAUGCUGACAGCAAUAUUGUCAUCAUGUUAGUAGGGAACAAAAGUGACCUGCGCCAUCUGAGGGCCGUUCCUAUGGAUGAAGCCAAAGCGUUUGCAGAGAAGCAUGGACUUUCUUUCCUGGAGACCUCAGCGCUGGACUCUUCUAAUGUUGAACUUGCCUUUCAGACCAUUCUUACAGAAAUCUACCGUAUCGUGUCCCAGAGGCAGAUGUCAGGGCGUGGUGAUGACGGCUUCUCCCCUAGCUCAAAAGUGGUUCCCAUUACCGUGCAGCCCACACAGAAUUCGGGCAAGCAGGGCGCCUGCUGUCAGAAUAACUGAGCUGCCGCAGCGCCACCAUGGGAUCCUGGGAACAUUUUGUUGGGCUGGGCUGGAAGGUUGACCAUGACCGUUGUAUUCCCUGCGCGUGAUGUACUUAACAUAUGUAACGGACUUGCUUAGUUAUGCCCAGAAUAAGUGAGUAAUAAUCUUCAAAAUUGGAGAACAAGAGAUGUUGAAAUUGAAUGGAUCAAGGAUUUUCUCAGAACUGAGAGGCCAUGCUUCUUGUUUCAGACUAAUUAGAAAUGAGCAGUUAGCUGGGACGCUCAGACGUGGCUGCUUUUUUUAUUUUAUUCCUGCACUUUUUGCCACAGAGUCUGCUUACAAACAAUGGGCUGAAGAACAAGAAAAAGUGCUUGGAAUGCAUAAUGCUUCUUAUAAGUACCUCUUGAAUGGUUUCUGAUCACAAUGGGGAUUCACUUGUGAAAUCAUAUUUUUUUUUCCUUUAGUGUGCCAGCGCAGAAGUAGUCUGACAUCUUUUCCAUGCAUCUCAACACCUGAGAAAUUCAAACUGCGGUCAUCAUAGUUCGCUCAAUUCUUACAUUGCAACGGCAUCUCUUGUAUUUAUUGAAUGCAAACAUGAUCUUGUUAUUCUGUGGUGUUUUUUUUUGUCAUGCUUUUAUCCAUCACUAGAUUAUUGAUCGGAAUUUCUCAAGGGUUUCUCCUUCCAGUCAUGGCACUCGUUUGUACAAGCGCUGGGAGUGUUUUCUGUGGAUCAGAGUAAUGUUAAUAGGUUAAGUUAAUGGCUGUAUGUGCUGUAGUGUUAAUAAGAGUAUAGUAUAUUCAGAUUUAGGGUUGGGAAUCGUUGACUAGUUCUUAAAUUAUCUGAUUAUUUCUAUGACACUUGAUUCGGUUAACGGUUCUUGAACUUAUGCAUUCUAAAUCUCUGCUAUUUUAUGCAUAAUGAAAAUAUGCAAAAUAGAACCACUUUAAAGUUUUUGUUGUGAUGAUGAUGCAACUUAUUUAUUCUCAGCUGUGCAUUAAAAUCAGCAUUGAACUUUCAGGCAUAUUUUUUUUUUUGUUACCAAUCAUUUAAAAGUAUAAAAAAACACCAUUUGUGGUAUACUUGUCACUUGCGUGGUGCUUUUUCUCCCCUAAAAAUUAUAUGAUAAUUUAUUAUUAUUGUUGUUAUUAUUAUAUUUAUGAUAUGAUUUGUUCCAUGUUUCAAACAUUCUUUAAUUUUUACUUCAAAUUACUAAAACUGAAGUAAGAUGCCAGAAUCAUAAGGAAAUAGUUCAUCCAAUCAUAUCGUCAUAUAAUUUACUCAAAUUAGGACACAAUUUUUGAUUUUGUGUGAACUAUUUCUUUAAAUCCCUACGAUUCCCAUCCCUACUUGGAGCACAGAUGCGGGUCAGAUGUUUUUUUUUGUCUGCUUUAUGACUUUAUUAUGAUGGAAAUUUGCAUGAUUAGUUUUGCUUUAGCUGGUUUCUGGGUGUUGUCUUUGGCUAAUAGCUUUUUUUCUGCUUGGAAAAUGAGCGGCAGGUGGUAUGCAGUUCACUAAGAGGAGCUUCUAUGAUUGGGUACAUUGACCAUAUUAUAUUGCAAGGCAGGGGAACUGAUGGCUUGUGAUGUACUGCUGAGGUUUUCUUACUGGAAGUGAAUUCCUCGCUGGCCACCCUUGUUAUCUGCUACAUGUAACCCGAAGAGCAGCAGGUCUCUUGAGAUCUCACUCUCUGUCCUGGCUUUUCUGUCUUCUAUGGCUUUUGGUGUGGUUUUAUCUUUGCAUAUGUGUUCUGUGGCGUUUAGAUCCUCCUCGCCUCAGGACGGGACAGCUGGGGUCGUGUUUUCGGCUUCAUGUCUUGUCAUUUGUUUAAAGACACGAGGUGCUUCCCUAAAUGCCUUGCCUGUAAGAUUUAUGCUAAUGCCAUCAAUCUGUUAUUUUGAAUAUCAGCCGUUUAGCUGGAGUCGUUGAUAAUUACUGUUUUGGGAAGAUUCUGUCAUCGUGCCUGUUCUUUUCCCAGUGGGACUCCUAAAUAAAGGCUCUGAAUACUGCAAA
Messenger RNA from Sinocyclocheilus anshuiensis, 3003 nucleotides. It is a transcript of the gene rab11al, whose product is annotated as RAB11a, member RAS oncogene family, like. The transcript is spliced from 5 exons. Bases 360 to 1010 code for a protein of 216 amino acids. The record is from RefSeq and is a predicted model, not a curated record. Gene Ontology annotation, molecular function: GTPase activity; GTP binding. Lineage: Eukaryota; Metazoa; Chordata; Actinopteri; Cypriniformes; Cyprinidae.